GGGAAUCCAACAAAUGAGUUGAUUAAUGAUUGGAACAUUCCUACGUAGGAUUAGAUUUCAGCCGAUGUUUGAUCAUUUUUGGAUGAUUCAAUUCUGUUUGAUCACCGGAUGACUGAAAGUUCGUGAAAGGCUGAGCCUUACACUAAUGGAAAUCUGAGAUUAGGCGCAGAAAUUGUUUUGAACUCGUUGGGAAGCUCCUUCAAUGUCUCCAUUGUCUCCUCGUUCAUCCGCCGCAGAUUAUCUCUGAGUGUGGAUGUUGAGAGGAGGAAAUGGAGGAAACAGGGCAAUUGAAAAGGGCUUUGAUUGAUGCCUCUGCUGGUGCCAUUUCUGGUGCUGUUCAGAGAACAGUUACUUCUCCUCUCGAUGUGAUUAAAAUCAGAUUUCAGGUUCAAUUGGAGCCGACCACACGAUGGGUGAUGCUCCGGAGGGAUGCAUACAGUUCAUCGAAGUAUACGGGUAUGCUGCAAGCAGCCAAGGACAUAUUUAGAGAGGAAGGCUUACCGGGAUUUUGGAGGGGCAAUGUUCCUGCCCUACUUAUGGUUAUGCCGUAUACAGCCAUCCAAUUUACAGUGUUGCACAAACUAAAAACAAUAGCUGCAGGUUCUUCCAAAUCAGAAGAGCACGUCCAUGUAAGUCCUUAUCUUUCGUAUGUUAGUGGUUCAUUAGCUGGAUGUGCUGCAACUGUUGGAUCAUAUCCGUUCGAUCUUCUUCGUACUAUAUUAGCUUCUCAAGGAGAGCCAAAGGUUUAUCUGACCAUGAGGUCUGCAUUUGUGGGUAUCCUUAAUACCCGAGGUAUUCGAGGAUUGUACGCUGGAUUGACUCCGACACUUGUUGAAAUAAUCCCUUACGCCGGAUUGCAGAUUGGAACCUACGACACAUUCAAACGCUGGAUGAUGGCUUGGAAUCACUACCGAUCUCCUUAUGCUCCCCACGGUGACGACGCCCCUUCAACCAUCCAGAGUUUACUAUGUGGAUUCGCUGCGGGAACAUGCGCUAAAGCAGUCUGUCAUCCACUCGAUGUGGUCAAGAAGAGGUUUCAGGUUGAAGGACUGCAAAGGGACCCAAGAUAUGGCGCUCGAGUGGAGCAUCGCGCCUAUAGAAAUACUAUCGAUGCAAUAAACCGGAUCUUGCGCGCAGAGGGUUUGGCAGGUCUGUAUAAAGGCAUCGUCCCGUCCAUUGUCAAGGCUGCGCCUUCAGGCGCCGUCACAUUCGUCGCCUACGAAAUUGCAGCAAGCUGGUUAGAAUCUGUUCUUACCUGAGUUUUUUACACUUAGCUUUCAUCCCUUCUUGAUUGAUUUGUUUUAGCAAAGAGUAAUGUAGGAGUAGCAAAUUAUUCUUUGGUAGUGAAGUAGAUAUUGUUCAUAGCCAUAUAUAUGCAUGUGUUUUGUUUUUUUUGUGUGUAUUUAUAUAUGAUCAUAUAUAUUUGAUUUAUGUAAUUGAAUUUAAUUUG
Messenger RNA from Andrographis paniculata, 1450 nucleotides. RefSeq names its product mitochondrial thiamine diphosphate carrier 2-like. Gene Ontology annotation, biological process: thiamine pyrophosphate transmembrane transport. The record is from RefSeq and is a predicted model, not a curated record. The transcript is spliced from 8 exons. NCBI's taxonomy places the organism in Eukaryota, Viridiplantae, Streptophyta, Magnoliopsida, Lamiales, Acanthaceae. Bases 270 to 1259 code for a protein of 329 amino acids. Gene Ontology annotation, cellular component: mitochondrial inner membrane. Gene Ontology annotation, molecular function: thiamine transmembrane transporter activity.